This is a messenger RNA of Colletotrichum scovillei, 2052 nucleotides long. RefSeq names its product heterokaryon incompatibility protein. The record is from RefSeq and is a predicted model, not a curated record. Lineage: Eukaryota; Fungi; Ascomycota; Sordariomycetes; Glomerellales; Glomerellaceae. The transcript is spliced from 2 exons. The coding region runs from base 1 to 2052 and encodes 683 amino acids.
AUGUCAUCCGAAAUAGCAAAGUUCGAAUACAGCCACCGUAUCGGCGAGGAAACCAUUCGUCUAGUACGCAUUCUAGGUUGCGGAACAACUGAUAAUGGACCGUUGCAACUUUCACUCGAAGAACACGCCGUUGCUGACCUGCCAGCUUACCGUGGCCUCUCUUACACAUGGGGACCGCCUCUCGCAGAAAAGGGGCCCAUUCGGCAGAUCGCGCAGCAGCCUGCAACAAUCUCAGUGAUGCUCGACGGCCAAAUCUUUGACAUAUUCCCGAACCUACACGAUGCACUGUGCUGGAUCAGAGCGCGUAACUCCUGUGACCUGUACUGGAUCGACGCCAUCAGCAUCAAUCAGGCCGACGAUACUGAGAGGAGCAUGCAAGUCGGCAUCAUGGACCGCAUCUACAAAAAGGCUACCCGCGUCGACAUAUGGCUAGGCUUCGUCACUGAUGAGCAUCACCCAGCCGAAGUAUCUCAUUUGGUUCGCACAAUGGCUGAAAACACCCUGCGGAACUUCAGCUUUGACCAGGAGAAUUCUCUUUUCGACGACGAUGCGCUGAGCAGAUAUGGCUUGCUACAUGUACCCGAUGACGUAUGGUACGCAUUCGUUGCCUUUUUCGAACGCAAGUGGUUCAAUCGUGUCUGGGUAGUCCAGGAGGUCGCCUUGUCAAGAGACGCAUGUAUUCUCUGGGGCAACGAUGUUAUUCCGUGGGAGACGGUGGCGUAUUGCUCAGACUUUCUGUACGAAAGUCGUCUGUACGAGCAAUUGUCAGAGGUCUUGUACGAUAACAACCCUACGAUCAAGGACGUCAAGAUUGGCAGCAACUCACACGACAUCCUCGAUGUGUGGGACAGCACCACGCUGGACCACAUAGUCGGUCCGCUCGCCUGCACAGGCGGAAGCAGCAGAACCAAGACAGCCGGUGCGCUGUUGUUUUUGAUGCUACGCCUGACGGUCGGAGUGGAAGCCACCGACCCAAGAGACCAAGUCUUUGGUCUACUGGGCAUCCUCAAUCUCCUUUUGGAUCUCAGUGGCCGCAGAAGGACGGAGUUGGAGGCCAACUACCGCAAACAUUGCACGCCCGUCAGCAUCUACACCGACACGGCGGUCUUCAUCAUGGAAGAAUGCAAGAAUCUGGCUCUGCUCACGGCGGUUCCCGACGACUCGGUCAAGAACAUUGAGGGCCUGCCGUCCUGGGUGCCCGAUUUCUCUGCAAACGGGCCCUCUGCCUUUCUGGCGAUGAGGUGGCCCGCCGAGAUCCCUUACUUUGAUGCCUGUCGUUCCAUGCCAACUAACUAUCGCGUCGUCGAUGACAGGCUCCUCCACGUCAAGGCUUUGUGCAUCGGCACAGUAUCGUUGGUAGGCGAGGUAUACUCGGAACUAGCCACGAACGGAAGCUUCACGCAAUGGGCCGACUUCCUCUUGCAAUGCGAUCCGGUGUACGAGCCGACAGGGCAGUGCCGCGUAGAGGCGUUCUGGAGGACGUUAAUCGGUGACCGAGAUGCGUUCACACACCCCGCACCCGGCAGCCUCCAAAAGGCGUUCCAUUCGUGGAUCGCGGACCACGUUGUGUGGGAGGUGUACUGCGCCAUGAAAAAAGGCGUCGAUAUUGAUGAACGCAUCAGCCGUCUGGACAGCAUCAAGAGAAUCGCCGCGUCGGAUGUCAGCAAGACGGUGCCCUCGUGCGAUGUGAUUAUGGGGUAUCUGAAGCAACUCAAGGAAUGCGAGAAGCAGGAGCAGGUUGAGGGAUUAUUUGACCGCUUCAAACACACUUGUCAGGUGUAUGUGAAUCUUGCGUUCGAGACACUCUGGGAGAGGCGGCCGUUCCUGACGGAUAGUGGCCAUAUGGGACUUGGAGGCCAAUCCGUGCAAGAGGGGGAUGGGAUUUGGGUGGUGGCUGGCUGUCCAUCACCGCUUGUACUUCGAGAGCUGCCGGUUCCUUCUAUACCUGAGUCUUUUAGCUAUCGGUUGAUUGGGGAAGCUUAUGUGCACGGCAUCAUGCACGGGGAGGCUGUUGGUGAGGAUGUGUUGUGGGAGGAUGUCUGCAUCCAGUGA